GCCCCGCUCCGCAGCCGGGAUUCAGGAGCGCGGCUGCGCCGGCGGCGUGGCGGGGGCGCAUGGGUGCGUGCGGAGCUUACGCCGGUGGCGUAGCGCUGGGGCUGGCUGGCCGCGGCCCGCGGAGUGCUGAGGGGAGGCGAGAGGCGGCGUGAGGAGAAGCCGGGCCGGGGGCGCCGCCAUGGGGAGGAGGCCGCGGGGCAGCGGCAGCGCGGCCCAGCGCUGAGGGCCCGUGGAGCUGGCAGAGCGAGGAGCGGCGCUGGGGGCAGCCUCCCCGCGGGAUGUGCUGCGCACCGAGGGCCUGCCAGUGACGGACGAUGACAAUCCCGGCGGGACCUUGGCGAGCACUGACACUUCACUAGCCCAGCGCCCGCCCGCGGCUGGCCACUGCUCCCUCCCUGCUCCGGACGCCUCCUCCUCCCGGUGAUGAGCUGUUGACCAAGGAGGAUCCUGCUCCUUUCUGCUCCUCGACCCCCUCGACUUUCCGGCGGCUCCUGGGGUUGUAUGGCAGCGGCGUAACCGUGGAGAGGCCAGGGUACCACAAACUGAUGGAUUUUGAUAAGAGAGGAGGGAAAGGGGAGCUGGAGGAAGGCAAAAGGAUGUCCAAGACGGGUGGAGGAAGGAGCAGCCAUGGAAGUCGAAGCGCUGGAACCAACUCGGGGGUGCUGAUGGUUGGUCCUAACUUCCGCGUGGGCAAGAAGAUUGGGUGUGGCAACUUCGGGGAGCUGCGGCUGGGGAAGAACCUCUACACCAACGAGUACGUAGCUAUCAAACUGGAGCCCAUCAAGUCCCGAGCCCCCCAGCUGCACCUCGAGUACCGCUUCUACAAGCAGCUUGGCAAUGCAGAAGGAAUUCCUCAGGUUUACUACUUUGGCCCCUGUGGGAAGUACAAUGCCAUGGUGCUGGAGCUGCUGGGCCCCAGCCUGGAGGAUCUCUUUGAUCUGUGUGACCGAACCUUCACGCUCAAGACCGUCCUGAUGAUCGCGAUCCAGCUGAUCACCCGGAUGGAGUAUGUGCACACCAAGAGCCUCAUCUACAGGGACGUCAAGCCGGAGAACUUCCUGGUGGGGCGGCCUGGCAGCAAGCGGCAGCACAGCAUCCACAUCAUCGACUUCGGCCUGGCCAAGGAGUACAUCGACCCCGAGACCAAAAAACACAUCCCCUACCGAGAGCACAAGAGCCUGACGGGCACAGCUCGCUACAUGAGCAUCAACACCCACCUGGGCAAAGAACAAAGCCGCAGGGAUGACCUGGAGGCCCUUGGGCACAUGUUUAUGUACUUCCUCCGUGGGAGCCUCCCUUGGCAAGGCCUCAAGGCCGACACGCUGAAGGAGAGGUACCAGAAGAUCGGCGACACCAAACGAGCCACGCCGGUGGAGGUGCUCUGUGAGAACUUCCCAGAGGAGCUGGCCACGUACCUGCGCUACGUGCGGCGCCUCGACUUCUUCGAGAAGCCUGACUACGACUACCUGCGCAAGCUCUUCACCGACCUCUUCGAGCGCAGCGGCUACGUCUUCGACUACGAAUACGACUGGGCGGGGAAGCCCCUGCCCACCCCCAUCGGCACGAUGCACAGCGAGGUGCAGGUGCAGCCCCCGAACAGAGACAAAGCACAGCCACACGCCAAACACCAGCCGCCCGAGGGGACGGAGCUGUGGGAUCCUCAGGCCGGGGGGCAGCCUGCCGAGGAGCCUGUGGGAGCUCACCUGGCAGCCGGCAGGCUCGGGGGGUCCGUCCAGGUGAUGAGCUCCACCAACGGAGAGCUGAACACGGACGACCCCACGGCAGGACACUCGAACGCCCCCAUCACAGCCCCCACCGAGGUGGAGGUGACAGACGAUACAAAGUGCUGCUGCUUCUUCAAGAGAAGGAAGAGGAAAACCACAAAGCGUCGCAAGUGAGCCGCGGGCCCGGGCGGAGGCGUGCGACGGCUGCGCUCCCUCCGGCCGCGGAUGGAUCUUCACCUGCGGAGCCGGCGGCGGCCCCGGGCUUGGUGCGGGGCCGCGGGGAGGGGGCGCCGAGCCGGACGGGCUCCCCCCGCGCCCCAGGCGGGGAGCAGGGACUCCCCAAAACUGCUUUGUCCUUUCCUCUGCCACUCGCCCGUGGCUGUUGACUCGAACCAAGCCCAACCUCGCUGAGUUCCUGCGUCCGACACCAAGAGAAACAAACAAACAAAAACCAACGACAAAAACAAACAAAAAUUAAAGGAAUGGAAAAAAAAAAGACAAAAGAGGCAAGAAGCUGCCCCGGGCCCGCGGCCUGGCUCUGCUUCCCGGCUCCGACUGCCCCGGGGCACAGCUGCAGGCGCUGGCAACGGCGGCGGCGGCGGCGGCGGCGGCGGCGGAGGAGGAGGAGGAGGAGGAGGAGGAGGAGUUGAGGAAUUUACUUUUUUUUAAUCUUUUUUUCCCUUUUCUUUCUGUUGCUUCUUUUGUCUCUUAAGUUAAUUUAAAGUGAGUCUCGGUGCA
This is a messenger RNA of Pogoniulus pusillus (Red-fronted tinkerbird), 2462 nucleotides long. RefSeq names its product casein kinase 1 gamma 2 (gene CSNK1G2). Bases 546 to 1898 code for a protein of 450 amino acids. The record is from RefSeq and is a predicted model, not a curated record. Gene Ontology annotation, molecular function: protein serine/threonine kinase activity; ATP binding. Gene Ontology annotation, biological process: endocytosis; peptidyl-serine phosphorylation; positive regulation of canonical Wnt signaling pathway. The transcript is spliced from 13 exons. NCBI's taxonomy places the organism in Eukaryota, Metazoa, Chordata, Aves, Piciformes, Lybiidae. Gene Ontology annotation, cellular component: plasma membrane; cytoplasm; nucleus.